This is a messenger RNA of Colius striatus (speckled mousebird), 4452 nucleotides long. RefSeq names its product nitric oxide synthase 2 (gene NOS2). Lineage: Eukaryota; Metazoa; Chordata; Aves; Coliiformes; Coliidae. The transcript is spliced from 29 exons. Gene Ontology annotation, biological process: nitric oxide biosynthetic process. Gene Ontology annotation, molecular function: calmodulin binding; nitric-oxide synthase activity; NADP binding. The record is from RefSeq and is a predicted model, not a curated record. Bases 321 to 3779 code for a protein of 1152 amino acids.
AAAAUGGGAAUCAUGUCCUUAUUAGAAAGACCGUCUCUUCACUACCCUAAUAGAUUUUCAACAGGGGAAACGCAACAGAAAUGGAGGGAUACAGAGCAGGACACAUUAAAGGAGAGCAACUUUGACAGAGACGGUCAUCUCCUAGCAGGUUCCCAGAGGCACGGAGUAAAGUGGUGGAAUCAGUCUCCUGCUUUAUUUCCAGGUUGUCCUGCUGCUCUGAAAACUUGAUCCCCCUCUCUGCUGAUUUAAAGAAGUGUUCCCUCAUCACACGAAGCAACAUCUCAACGCUGUGAACUAAAAUCAAAAAUCAAGCACACAAAAUGUUGUGCCCAUGGCAGUUUGUAUUCAAACCUCGUGCUGCUAAGAACCAGCCCUCUGAAGAGAAGGAUAUCAAUAACAAUGUGGAGAAAAAUAGGAAGAUCCACGGCUUAGAAAAUGGUGAUGCCAAAUUGUAUGAUCUGAGCAAGAAGCAGGUAGAGAUGCCACCUAUCGUAACUUCAGCAAUGGCCAGUGAUGGGAGAGAGAACCCUCCUCAAAAUGAUAUCAAAUCUUCAAAUCAAAUAUCAAAGUGUCCAACACAUGUAAAAGUAAGAAACUUGGAAAAUGGAUCCAGCUUUCUUGACACACUACACCUGUCAGCAAAGGAGGUUAUCAACUGCCAGACAAAAGCCUGCCAAGGGGCACUCAUGACCCCAAAGGGUCUGGUGAAAGGUACUAGAGAUGGGCCAGUUCCACCAGCAGAACUUCUACCUCAGGCAACAGACUUUAUCAAGCAGUACUACAAUUCAUUUAAAGAGCCAAAAAUAGAAGAACACCUGGUCCGUCUGGAAACAGUGACCAAGGAGAUAGAAACAACAGGAACCUACCAUCUGACAAAGGAUGAGCUGGUCUUUGCUGCCAAACAGGCCUGGAGGAAUGCACCUAGGUGUAUUGGGAGAAUCCAGUGGUCCAAUCUCCAGGUGUUUGAUGCACGUGACUGUAAAACAGCGAAGGAAAUGUUUGAGUACAUCUGUCGUCACGUUCAGUAUGCCACAAACAAUGGAAAUAUAAGAUCAGCCAUAACUAUCUUCCCUCAGCGGACUGACGGGAACCACGAUUUCCGUGUUUGGAACAGCCAGCUCAUCCGAUACGCUGGCUAUCAAAUGCCAGACGGGUCUGUCGUAGGAGACCCUGCCAGCGUGGAGUUCACACAGUUGUGCAUCGAGCUUGGGUGGAAGCCGCGGUACGGCCGCUUUGAUGUAGUCCCACUUGUUCUCCAAGCAAAUGGCCAGGACCCAGAAAUAUUUGAGUUCCCGCCAGAAAUUGUCCUCGAAGUGCCAAUGGAGCAUCCCAAGUAUGAAUGGUUUAAGGAGUUAGAUCUGAAGUGGUAUGCACUGCCUGCUGUCGCCAAUAUGCUUCUUGAGGUGGGAGGCCUGGAGUUUACUGGAUGUCCCUUCAAUGGCUGGUACAUGGGGACAGAGAUAGGAGUGCGGGACUUCUGUGAUGUGCAGCGAUACAAUAUCCUCAAGGAGGUAGGGAGAAGAAUGGGGCUGGAAACAAACAAACUGUCAUCGUUAUGGAAAGACCGUGCCGUUGUAGAGAUAAACGUGGCUGUGCUGUAUAGCUUCCAAAAACAAAAUGUGACUAUCAUGGAUCAUCACUCAGCUGCUGAGUCCUUCAUGAAGUACAUGCAGAACGAGUACCGUGUGCGAGGCGGCUGCCCGGCCGACUGGGUGUGGAUUGUACCUCCCAUGUCAGGGAGCAUAACUCCCGUGUUCCACCAGGAGAUGCUCAACUAUGUCCUCACUCCUUUCUAUUACUACCAGGUGGAUGCCUGGAAGACACACGUCUGGCUCGAUGAGACCCGGAAGCCAAGGAAGAAAGAAACCAAGUUCAGUGUCUUGUCAAAGGCUGUGCUCUUUGCAUCUUCACUCAUGCAACAAACAAUGGCAACCAGGCCCAAGGUCACUGUCAUCUAUGCAACAGAGACUGGGAAAUCUGAAACACUAGCCAACAACCUGUGCAGCCUGUUCAGCUGUGCCUUCAACACUAAGGUUGUAUGCAUGGAUGAGUACAACAUCUGUGACCUGGAAAAAGAAACACUUCUUUUAGUAGUUACUAGCACUUUUGGAAAUGGAGAUUCUCCAAAUAAUGGAAAGACCUUGAAGAACUCCUUGCUCACCUUGAAGUUGCUGAGAAAAAAAAUUAGAUACGCUGUGUUUGGUUUGGGGUCCAGCAUGUAUCCAGAGUUCUGUGCCUUUGCUCAUGCCAUUGACCAAAAACUGGCCCAACUAGGUGCUUCUCAGCUCACUCCAAUAGGUGAAGGAGAUGAACUCAACGGGCAAGAGGAAUCCUUUCGCACAUGGGCAGUCAGUGCAUUCAAGACUGCCUGUGACAUUUUUCACAUCCGUGGGAAAAACAGCAUUCAGCUGCCUGAGAUGUUCACCUCUGAUGAAAGCUGGGAGCCUAGGAAUUACAGACUAGUGCAUGACUCACAAACCUUGGACUUGGCUAAAGCACUUGCAAACAUUCAUGCCAAGGAUGUAAUUCCCAUGAAGCUGAAAUUCAGACAGAAUCUUCAAAGUUCAAAAUCCAGUCGUGUUACCAUUCUGGUUAAGCUUUCCUGUGAGACUCAUCAGGAAGUGCACUACCUGCCUGGAGAACACGUUGGGAUUUUCCCAGGCAACCAACCACAACUAGUCCAUGGCCUCAUGGCGCGUGUCAAGGAUGCCCCUCCAGCUGAUCAGACUAUCAGACUGGAAACCUGCACUGAUGGUGGCUACUGGACAAGUGACAAAAAGAUUCCAGCCUGCACGCUCCGUGAGGCUUUGACAUACUUGCUUGAUAUUACUACUCCACCCUCCCAGCAACUGCUUAAAAAACUGUCCCAGCUGGUAACAGCAGAAGGAGACAAACAGAGACUGGAAGUUUUGUGUCAGAGCAUGGAAGAAUACAAUAAAUGGAAGUUUUACAACAAUCCAAACAUCCUGGAGGUCCUGGAGGAGUUUCCUUCUGCUGAGGUCUCAGCUGCUUUCUUACUGACUCAGCUGCCACUUCUGAAGCCCAGGUACUAUUCUGUCAGUUCCUCCUGUGACGUGACACCCAGAGAGAUUCAUCUGACAGUUGCAGUUGUAAACUACAGGACAAGAGAUGGACAAGGGCCUUUGCACCAUGGAGUGUGCAGCACCUGGCUGAAUACAAUAGGUCUCAAUGAAACAGUUCCAUGCUUCGUACGCAGUGCUAAUGAAUUCCAUCUCCCAGAGGAGCCAGGCAAGCCAUGCAUUCUGAUUGGCCCAGGAACAGGAAUUGCUCCCUUCAGAAGCUUCUGGAAGCAGCGUCUCUAUGACUUGGAAAAGAAAGGGAUCAAAGGUGGUGACAUGACUUUAUUGUUUGGCUGCCGGCAGCCAGACCUGGAUCACAUCUACAAAGAAGAAACUGAGGAAAUGAAGAGGAAGGGAGUCCUGAAAGAGGUCUACACAGCUUACUCCAGACAACCUGGCAAAGCUAAAGUCUAUGUUCAAGACAUUCUUCAAGGCAAGUUGGAAACCAAAGUGUACAACCUCUUGCAUAAGGAGGGAGGGCACCUGUAUGUCUGUGGAGAUGUGCGCAUGGCCAAGGACGUUGCUCAGACUUUGAAAGGGAUGCUUGCAAACAAACUGAACCUCAAUGAGCAGCAGGCAGAGGAGUAUUUGUUCCAGCUAAAGCACCAAAAGCGAUACCAUGAAGAUAUAUUUGGGGCUGUAUUCCCACAUGAAGUCAAAAAAGGCGUAAAAGCUUUGCAAACCACCAGUCCAAGAUGAAUCCAUUUACGUUUUAAACAACAUUUGAACAUUUGUUACUUGCAAAGAUCAAGGGCUGGAAUCCUCUUCCUUGUACAUGUGGCAUCUACACAUGUAUGUGAUUGCAGGGUUUGACUUUUAAAGCUCAGCCUGAACUGAGAAAUACAUCAAAUGUAAAGUUAGUUGGUAUUUAUUCUGACACUGCUUUUACUGGAGCAUCUUACAAGUGAAGAGGAAACUAUUUUUGUAAUACUGUUUGUGCUGGUAUAAAUCUGGGUUUGUAAAUACAGGGGAAAUUCAGAGGGGUUUUUACUGUGUGAGCAAUACUGAAAUCUGCUCUUCAAUGUAUUGUUUACCUUUGUGAAUUUAUUUAUAUCAGAUUGUUUUAUUGUGCAUAUUCAAUUUAAAUCAAGUAAAUGGAUGGUUGUGUCACUUGGAAGUGUAUAGACCUUGUUGCAUCUGAAGCAACGUUUGCAAAUGAGAUACUAGAAUGGUUCCUAAGUGGAAAUACCCACUGCAUUCCCUUCAAAUGUACGUACACGAGGAGGCAGUAGCUUCGAAUGCUGCUUCAUGUCAUUCAGGUACUUGAACCUGAAUUGUUACAGAGCCUCUGGCAGUAAGGUUCAGAAAAUCCCACAGCACUUUGUACAUUUGAACUCUAUACUCUGAUUUACUGGAUUUGUUUGUAAUAAAC